Molecule: messenger RNA, 993 nt
Organism: Trichomonas vaginalis G3
Lineage: Eukaryota; Parabasalia; Trichomonadida; Trichomonadidae
Product: UV excision repair protein RAD23 family
Exons: 1
Coding region: 1-993 (330 amino acids)
Biological process (GO): nucleotide-excision repair; proteasome-mediated ubiquitin-dependent protein catabolic process
Cellular component (GO): cytosol; nucleoplasm
Molecular function (GO): polyubiquitin modification-dependent protein binding; proteasome binding; damaged DNA binding
Source: RefSeq, a predicted model, not a curated record
AUGGAAGUAUCUUUACGCACAAUCUCAGGAGUUACUUAUAAACAAGCUGUUGAGCCAACAACAACUAUUGCAGAACUUAAAGUACUUGUUUCUGAAAAGGCUAAUGUUGCUCCAGAAGGAAUUAAACUUAUUUAUUCUGCCAAGUUUUUAGAUGAUUCUAAAACAAUAGCCGAAUCUAACAUUCAACCAGGACAAGCUAUAAUCAUGCACGUUCAAAGUUCUAAAAAUGCAAAGCAACCACAAAAGAAAUCAUCAGAAAAGAGAAAAUCACCUAAAAAGGAGUCUCCAAUUAAGGUUCAAGAAGCUGCUGCUCCAGCACCAACUCAGCCUAAGGAGGAAGCUACACAAAAGCCUGAACAACCUGGCCAUUCUAUGGUAGCUCCUUUACCAGAGCUUGAAGCAAAGCAUCAGCUUGUUGAUCCUCCAAACUUUAAUGCUUUAGUUCAGACACUUACAGAAAUGGGAUUUUCCGAAGGUGAUGCAGCUCAUGCUUUAAGAGCAGCUGUUUACAAUCCAGAUAGAGCCGCAGAGUUCCUCUUAACAAAUUAUAUUCCAGAGAUGCCACAGUUAUAUGAUCCGAAUGAUUUGGCAAAUGAAGAAGAAGAUUAUGAUGAUGACGAUAAUUCUGAUGAGGAAGAUGAUGAACAAGCAUCAACUCUUCAGUUUUUACGUCAAUUACAUCAGAAUCCAGAGUUACUUCCAAUUUAUCUCAAAGAUUUAGCUGAUAACAAUCCAGCUGUUGCCCCUCUCAUUCGUAAUGACCCAGCUUCAUUCCUUGUAUCCUUAGGUGUUAAUCCUUCAGAGUUUGAUUUAUCAUCACUUAAGCAUAAAUCAGAAUUCGAAACUCUGAUGGAAAAGUUCACAGAAGAAGAGCAGAAAGCUAUUCAUAGGCUUGAAAAGCUCGGAUUCGAUACCACCGAUGUCAUUCAAGUAUUCGAAGCUUGUGAUAGAGACGAAAAUCUCACAAAAUCAUGUUUGGAACAAAUGAAAUAA